UCAUCCAUUAGCGGCAGAUUAAGAGCUCAAACUGUGUUUUCAUGCAGGAUCUGCAGAUGUGUGUAUGUGCGUCUGUGUGUCUACCUUCCAUGGACAGCAUUUGCGCUAAAUCGAUCCUCACGCUGUCAUAACUGUCCCAUCAAAGACCAAAGGAAAAAGAAGGCCUUCGUGACAAAGCCGAGGGCCCAGCCUGGCGCAGAUGCCUCUCCCGCAGGAGCCCAGCAUCCCGGGAGGAGCCUGGGGGGGCGAGUGGUCGGCGGAUGCCUUCAGGAAGCAGCUCCUGGAUGAGGUUCGACCAGAGGACGAUGCCUGGAAUAAUUCGUGGGAGCCCCGCGGCGCAGAGCUCCAAGAUCGCCCCGGGAGUAGGUCGCCGCCCCAGACCGCGCUGCCCCCAAGCCCCACCUCCUCCUUCGCUUCCGCCUCCCCUCCCAUAGAGUCAGCCGCGUCGCCCUCGUCAGGUCGCGAGAGUCGAGGCUCCGUCAAGAAAAGCUUCAAUCCGUUCGCCAAGAGCAGCCUGGACGAGUUCCUUUUAGGCCCGGAGAAAAUCCCGGUCAGUGAGAAGGAUAGAAUAUAUAUCGACGACGGCGAAAAUGGCCCGAGGUGGAGGGCGAACCCGACCGAGUUCACGUGUUCCGUCUCUUCGCCGAAAAAGGAGUCGAAAUUUCAUGGCAUGAAGAGUUUCAUUGCCUACACCAUUGUUCCUUCUUUCUCGAAAAAAUCGGUGUCAAGAAGGAGAUACAAACACUUCGAUUGGAUUCACGCUCAUUUAACCUUCAAGUUUCCCUUCGUGCCCAUUCCACCUCUGCCAGAGAAGCAGAUCUCAGGUCGCUUUGAGGAAGACUUCAUAGAGUACCGCAUGACGAUGUUGCAGUCUUGGGUGGAGCGCAUUUGCCGCCAUCCCGUGCUGUCACAGAGCGAGACUUUUCACCACUUCAUCACUUGCCCGAACGACGAGAAGAUGUGGAAGGCAGGCAAGAGGCGCGCCGAAAAUGACAGGCUAGUUGGAGCGAACAUCUUUCAGGCCAUCGAACGACCUCAUAAACCCUUGGAUAUUUUGCAUGUAGACGCCACAUUAGAUGGGUUUUCAACGUUCCUGGGUCGGCUGGACGAGUCGGUGCGGUUGGCUCAAAGCACAUGCCUCGACCAGGCUAAGAAGUAUCAGAUGGACUUCAAACGUGAACAUGAUAGGGUGUCAUUCUCUUUCUCUAAACUCAGCAAAGCAUUUGAAACCGAUCCUUACAAUGAUGGCUCAGAUCUAUCCCAGGCCCUUCAGGAUAUGAGCACUGCCUAUGAGGAAAUUGGCACUAUGUAUGAAAUGCAGCCAAAGCAUGACUGGGAUCCUCUGAGUAACCUUCUCUUCGAGUAUCGGGGGCUUAUAUACUCUUUCUCAGGUGUCACUUCAUUAUUGAAGGAUGUUCUAGCUAAGAGAAGAAAUGCCGAGAAGGAUGCCAAAGAAGGACGGCUGGAGUAUGAUCAGUUACCUCAAAUAAUCAACCAUUCUGACACAGUGGCAUAUGCGUUUGAAGCAGAGUUAGAUCACUUCCAGGCUGUUCGAAUGAAAGAUUUCAACAAGGCUAUUGCAUCAUUCUUGAAAGGUCAAAUUAGCUUCUACCAGAAGAUUAGUGACAGACUGGGUACAUCACUUCAGAAGUUCAUGUGAUAACAUAUUAACUUCAAUGAUGUGCGUAUAUUUGUCAUGAAUAAAUUUGAUAAUCUAUGUUCAUUUACACAUACACAUAAACAUACCUAUCAUUGAGCCAUGACUGGAAGAGAACUGGCUCUAAGGAGGACACUACUAUUAUUAUUGCAUUGAGUUAUGAACUACCUAGAGAGAGAUUAUGGCAUAUCAAAUGACAAUAAAUAGUGCAUUGCAGCAGACACAGACACACCCAUACCCUUACACUUUUGUACUUACAUAUAUACAUAUAUACACAUUAACUUACAUGUAUACAUACACAUACAUUUACACACACACACUCAAAAGUGCAUACUGACAUUUACAGGUACACUCAUGAUUUUGAGUCAUCACUUGUUUGUGCAUAUAAUUUUCUCUUGUCUUAGCUCCUAAAUGCAAGUUCUCUGAAGUGCUAAUCUUUGAUAACAUACUGAAUGUAGCCUGUUAUUUGAAGAAAUGGAGUUUAAGUAAUAAAACAGCUGGAAACUUUGUUGAAAGUUUAUCUUUAUCAGUAAAUGCUCUUCAGGAUACUAAUGUGAUUUUCUUUGCCACUAACUAGUGUAUCUGAUAGUUGCUCUGUACAAAAUACUGUGACAGAAUUACAGGAUAACUGAUUUUGUAUAAUUUUACUGGAUUGUCCACUCCUCUUUCUGCAUAAUGUUUUUUUGUAAUUACUUGGUAUAUGUCAGAAAUCCUUUAAAAUAUCAAUGAUCAUACUUUGUUUUGCUAGAAUAAUUGAAAUGUACUAUUUUUUAUGAAAACUUCAAUAAACAUUUAAAAACCA
Molecule: messenger RNA, 2459 nt
Organism: Penaeus monodon (black tiger shrimp)
Lineage: Eukaryota; Metazoa; Arthropoda; Malacostraca; Decapoda; Penaeidae
Product: sorting nexin-18-like
Exons: 11
Coding region: 200-1660 (486 amino acids)
Biological process (GO): endocytosis; plasma membrane tubulation; endosomal transport
Cellular component (GO): cytoplasmic vesicle; plasma membrane
Molecular function (GO): phosphatidylinositol binding
Source: RefSeq, a predicted model, not a curated record